Galeopterus variegatus (Sunda flying lemur) is the source of this 5295-nucleotide messenger RNA. RefSeq names its product usherin-like. Lineage: Eukaryota; Metazoa; Chordata; Mammalia; Dermoptera; Cynocephalidae. The record is from RefSeq and is a predicted model, not a curated record. The transcript has 23 exons. Gene Ontology annotation, molecular function: protein binding. Bases 1 to 5295 code for a protein of 1764 amino acids.
AUGGAUCCAGAGUCCUUCCAUUCUGUGGUUCAUUGGGCUUCGGCUGCUACCCUCAUUCUUGUGGUGCAGCCUGAGUCAUCACAAUACCCCAGUUCCAGCCCACCAGCAGGAGAUGUGAACCUGGAGCCCUACAUGACAUAUGAGUACAGAGUUUCUGUGUGGAACAGCUACGGGAGAGGAUUCAGCAGAACUGUUAGAGCCAGCACAAAAGAAGAUGUGCCUCAAGGAGUGAGUCCCCCUCAGUGGACCAAAAUGGACAAUCUUGACGAUGCAUUUGUCUUAAACUGGAAGAAACCUAUACAACCAAAUGGUCCCAUUAUUUACUACAUUCUUCUCCGAAAUGGAAUCGAACGCUUUCGGGGAACAUCGCUGAGCUUCUCUGAUACAAAGGGAAUUCAGCCGUUUCAGGAAUAUUUAUAUCAGCUAAAGGCUUGCACGGUUGCUGGCUGUGCCGCCAGUAGCAAGAUAGUUGCAGCCACUACCCAAGGAGUUCCGGAGAGCAUCCUGCUACCAAGCAUCACAGCCCCAAGUGCAGAGGCUCUGCAUCUGAGCUGGAGUGUCCCUGAAAAACCAAAUGGUGUCAUUAAAGAGUACCAGCUCAGGCAGGUUGGGAAAGGUCUCAUCUACACUGACACCACUGACAGGAGGCAGCAUACGGUCACAGGUCUCCAGCCAUACACCAACUACAGCUUCACACUUACGGCUUGUACAUCUGUUGGAUGCACUUCGAGUGAGCCUUUUCUAGGUCAGACCCUGCAGGCAGCCCCUCAAGGAGUUUGGGUGACACCUCGACAUGUUAUCAUCAAUUCUACAACAGUGGAAUUAUAUUGGAGUCCGCCAGAAAAGCCCAAUGGCCUCAUUUCUCAAUAUCAAUUGAGUCGUAAUGGAACGUUGCUUUUCCUGGGUGGCAGUGAAGAGCGGAAUUUCACUGAUAGAAAUCUGGAGCCCAACAGCAGAUAUGUUUACAAGUUAGAAGCCAAAAGCGGAGGAGGCAGCACUACUAGUGAUGAUUACAUCAUCCAAACACCAAUAUCCACACCUGAAGAAAUCCAUCCUCCGUAUAAUAUCACAGUAAUUGGGCCUUAUUCCAUAUUUGUAGCUUGGACACCACCAGGAGGUUGCGGAGUUAGCAGUAGGAUGUUUGUCAAAACAUCUGAAGCAGCCCCAGUGGGUCUUAAUGCCCCUAUUCUUAAGGCAUUGGGGUCAGCUUGCAUAGAGGUUAAGUGGAGCCCACCUAAAAAGCCAAAUGGAGUCAUAAUCAACUACUUUAUUCACAGACGUUCUGCUGGCGGUGAAGAGGAGUCUCUUCUGUUCGUCUGGUCAGAAGGAGCCCUUGAAUUUACCGAUGAGGAGUCUCUUCUGUUCGUCUGGUCAGAAGGAGCCCUUGAAUUUACCGAUGGUGCGGAUGCUCUGAGGCCUUUCACACUCUACGAAUACCAGGUCAGAGCCAGUAACUCCAGGGGUUCCGUGGAGAGUCUGUGGUCAUCAGCACGGACUCUGGAAGCACCACCUCAAGAUGUGCCAGCUCCUUGGGCUCAGGCCACCAGUGCCCACUCAGUUCUGCUGAAUUGGACAAAGCCAGACUCUCCCAAUGGCAUUAUCUUCCAGUACCGUGUGGUCUACCAAGAGAAACCUGAUGAUCCAACAUUUAACAGCUCUACCGUGCAUGCUUUCACAGUGAUGGAACCUAGGAGAACCCUAAAUCAUACCCCUGAUUCCAAACCCAGCACUCACCCUACAGAACUACAAACCAUUGACAGAACGAACACAGGCAUCAUGAUUCUUAGUCAAGCUGUCAGAAAAGAUGAAUGUGACAUCACCUUAAAGUUCCUGGAUGAUUCCUUAGACCUUUCUAUCAUCUUGGCAGAGUUUGAUCAGGAGAUGGAGGCAGACCUGAAGGGUGCAGAAAUUAAGGUUAUUACACAAAUUGAGCCAUAUGGUCCAAAUAUUUCAGCAAGAAAAUUGCCAGGCAAUAAAAAUUGCUCCUGCCUUCCUAAUGGUGAAACAAGCCAUCAAGCCCACCUGUUUGGCUUAGAGCCAUUCACAACAUAUCACAUUGGCGUUGUGGCCGCAAACCAUGCAGGAGAAGUUUCAAGCCCCUGGACUCUGAUUCAGACCUUAGAAUCUUCCCCAAGUGGACUGAGCAACUUUACAGUAGAACAGAAAGAGAAGGGCCGAGCAUUGCUACUGCAGUGGUCAGCGCCUGCGAGAACCAACGGUGUGAUUAAGACCUACAACAUCUUCAGUGACGGCGUCCUGGAGUACACCGGUUUGAGUCGUCGGUUUCUCUUCCGCCGCCUGGACCCUUUCACUCUCCACACGCUGACCCUGGAGGCCUGCACCAGGGCAGGGUGUACGCACACAGCGCCCCAGGCUCUGUGGACAGACGAAGCCCCUCCGGACUCCCAGCUGGCUCCUNGAAAACAAGAUGGUUUUACCCAUUUCGUAGUCAUCAAAACCUACAACAUCUUCAGUGAGGGCGUCCUGGAGUACACCGGUUUGAGUCGUCGGUUUCUCUUCCGCCGCCUGGACCCUUUCACUCUCUACACGCUGACCCUGGAGGCCUGCACCAGGGCAGGGUGUAUGCACACAGCGCCCCAGGCUCUGUGGACAGACGAAGCCCCUCCGGACUCCCAGCUGGCUCCUAUAAUCCAGUCUGUGCAGUCCACCAGCGUUGAGCUGAGCUGGUCUGAGCCUGUUAACCCAAAUGGAAAAAUAAUUCGCUAUGAAGUGAUUCGCAGAUGCUUCAAGGGAAAAGCUUGGGGGAAUCAGACAAUCCAGGCUGAUGAGAAAAUUGUUUUCACAGAGUAUAAUACUGAAAGGAAUACAUUUAUGUAUAAUGACACAGGUUUGCAGCCGUGGAUGCAGUGUGAAUAUAAAAUCUGCACUUGGAAUUCAGCGGGGCGUACCUGUAGCUCUUGGAAUGCGGCAAGGACUUUGCAAGCACCCCCGGGAGGUCUCUCUCCACCUGAGAUAGCCUAUGUGUCUAGGGAUCCCCCCAAAUUGCUGAUUUCCUGGGUCCCACCAGAACAGUCCAAUGGCAUUAUCCAAUCCUAUAGGCUUCAAAGAAAUGGAAUACUCUAUCCUUUCAGCUUUGAUGCUGUGACUUUCAAUUAUACCGAUGAAGAGCUGCUUCCUUUUUCGGCCUACAGUUAUGCAGUCCUGGCCUGCACAAGCGGAGGCUGCUCCCCCAGCAGACCCACCAGCAUCACAACUCCUGAGGCUGCUCCCACACAAGUCAGCCCUCCAGCUCUUUGGGCCAUCAGUGCCAGUCAAAUAAAUGUAUCUUGGUCACCACCAUCAAUUCCAAAUGGAAAGAUCACAAACUACUCGCUUAGAUACGAUGGUAAGGAGUACUUUGCUGGGCAGGGCCUGUCCCUACUGGUUUCCCACCUGCAGCCUUACACUCAGUAUAAUUUCUCCCUUGUCGCCUGCACAAAUGGGGGUUGCACAGCUAGUAUGUCACAGUCUGCCUGGACAUUGGAGGCCCCACCAGAGAACAUGGACCCCCCAACACUGCAAGUCACAGGCUCAGAAUCAAUAGAAAUCACCUGGAAACCUCCAAGAAACCCAAACGGCCAGAUCAGAAGUUAUGAACUUAGGAGGGAUGGAACCAUUGUAUACACAGGCCUGGAAACCCGCUACCAUGAUUUCACCCUCACACCAGGUGUGGAGUAUGGCUACACGGUGACUGCCAGCAACAGCCAAGGGGGGAUUUUGAGUCCACUCGUCAAAGAUCGAACCAGCCCCUCAGUGCCCUCAGGGAUGGAACCUCCAAAAUUGCAGGCUAGGGGCCCUCAGGAGAUGUUAGUGAACUGGGACCCUCCUGUGGGGACAAAUGGCGAUAUUGUCAACUAUACCCUCUUCAUCCGUGAGCUAUUUGAAAGAGAAACGAAAGUCAUACACAUAAACACAACUCAUGAUUCUUUUGGCACACAGUCAUUCGUAGUAAAUGAGCUGGAGCCGUUUCACAGGUACGAAGUACGAAUUCAAGCCUGCACUGCCCUGGGAUGCACGUCAAGUGACUGGGCAGCCACACAGACCCCUGAGGUUGCACCGAUGAUGCAACCCCCUCCACAUCUAGAGGUACGGAUGGCUCCAGGAGGAUUCCAGUCCAAUGUUUCCCUUCUGUGGACGGGACCACUUCAGCCCAAUGGAAAAGUUUUAUACUAUGAAUUGUACAGAAGACAAAUAGCAACUCAGCCUGACAAAUCCAAUCCAAUGCUCACCUAUAAUGGAAGCUCAAGCUCUUUUAUGGAUUCUGAACUAUUGCCUUUCACAGAGUAUGAGUAUCAGAUUUGGCGUGACAGAGACACAGCCUUGUGCAAGUUUUGUGAAAUCCGCAAUGCUUUGUCAUCUCAGCUUUCACUUCACUGUAGCUGUUUUCGCUUUCAGACUAGCUCAUUGCCUCUGUACCAAGCUCCGUUUUCGGUGGACAGCAACCUGUCUGUGGUGUGCGUGAACUGGAGUGGCACUUUCCUUCUGAACGGCCCGCUGAAGGAGUACGUGGUGACCGAUGGAGGGCAGCGUGUGUACAGCGGCCUCGACACCACCCUCUACAUUCCACGGACGGCAGACAAAACCUUCUUUUUCCAGGUCACUUGCACUACAGAUGAAGGAAGUGUUAAGACGCCAUUGAUCCAAUAUGAUACCUCUGCUGGAUUCGGCCUCGUGCUAACAACUCCUGGAGGAAAGAGAGGGUCGGGGAGCAACAGCACGGAGUUCUACAGAGAGCUGUGGUUCAUAGUGUUAAUGGCGAUGCUGGGCCUGAUCUUGUUGGCCAUUUUUCUGUCCCUGAUACUGCAAAGAAAAAUCCACAAAGAACCAUAUAUUAGAGAGAGACCACCCUUGGUACCUCUUCAGAAGAGGAUGUCUCCACUGAGCGUCUACCCACCGGGGGACACCCACACGUUUGACUCUGUGGCUGAUAUAUCUGAUGUGUCAAGCAACGUCACCCUAAAAAGUUACACCAUGCACUUGGAGGGAUUAGCUGAUACCAAAAUUCCCCGGUCUGGGACACCUGUGAGUAUUCGCAGCGGCUGCAGCACAUCAGUACUGCGGAUCCCAAGUCAGAGCCGGCUUAGCCACACCUACUCCCAGGGCUCCCUGGGCCGUAGUGUCAGCCAGCUCGUCGACAUUCAAGAGAAGAAGGUCCUGACUGACGAUUCACUGUGGGAAACCAUCCUGGGCCACGACAGCGGACUGUACAUGGAUGAAGAGGACCUGAUGAAUGCCAUCAAAGGUUUCAGCUCAGUGACCAAGGAACACACCACAUUCACCGACACCCACCUGUAA